AUACGAGGGUUAAGCAAUUGUGUUUCCGUAAAAUUGAUGGCCGAAUGGCGUCCAUUAGUUAGUGCGCGGCAGCCAUUGUGGUUAACAGUGGCCAUUUUUGUUCGUCCAUCUUUUAUUAUAAACAACUUUGGGAAUUAUGGCGGACCAUCCCAAUAUGAUGUGUGAAGUCGAAAUUCAGCCCGAAAUCCAGGAAUGCGUUGAAAUUGAAACAAUUCCCGUAGAUAUUGGCGAUAACGUGGAAACCAUAGUAGAAUAUGGCGAACCAAUGAUGAAUCCACAAGGCCUAGAGGCCCGAGAACUGAUUUUAGAAACACACGAAGAAAUUAUUGACGAUUCGGGGGACCCUUUGAAUUUGUACGAUGUGCCAGUGCCAGAUCAAGGUGAUAUGUACGUUGAGACUACUGCUGGCCCCUCAAGAAAGCGGAAACACAUUAAAAACCGUGGAAUUCUCCGACGUGAAAACGAGUUCUUGCUUAGUGAUAUGCACGUCGAAUCCAAGCCCAGGAAAUGGGAACAAAAACAAGUGCAAAUCAAGACAAUGGAAGGAGAAUUCUCCGUUACCAUGUGGGCAUCGGGGGCUAGUGACGAUGAGGGUUCGAACCCAGAACCCGACCCCGACUAUACUGAAUACAUGACUGGCAAGAAGCUAACACAAGAAGGAAUGCCUGGACUAGAUCUCUCCGAUCCUAAGCAACUUGCAGAAUUUGCAAGACCUGGAUUAAAGAGUCCACGAGUGCGUCGGCCAAACCAAGACUUAUCAGAAAGGACUAUUGGUAAGAGAACUUGUCCGCAUAAAGGCUGUAACAAAAUGUUUAGAGAUAAUUCGGCAAUGAGGAAACAUUUACAUACACAUGGGCCGAGAGUGCAUGUAUGUGCAGAAUGUGGGAAAGCUUUCGUAGAAAGUAGUAAAUUGAAACGGCACCAGUUAGUUCACACUGGCGAAAAACCAUUCCAAUGUACAUUUGAAGGCUGUGGGAAAAGAUUUAGUCUGGAUUUUAAUUUAAGAACUCACGUAAGGAUACAUACUGGUGAUCGACCGUAUGUGUGUCCAUUCGAUGGUUGCAACAAAAAAUUUGCUCAGUCUACGAAUCUCAAAAGUCAUAUUUUAACACAUGCGAAAGCUAAAUCAAGAAACACGGUGCUUGGCAGACCCCCAAAUAACAUACAAAUGAUGCCAUCUCCUUUUCUCCAAGUUGAAGUUGCGGAUCCGGAGUAUAUUGUAUACACUGAUUAAGUCGAACAUCUGAAGAGUUGAAUGGUGUUUCCGUUACAUUUCAAAUUAAUUUAAGGUAACAAAAUUUUGGAAAAGUCUACCUUGUAAAACCAAAUAUACUUUUAGUUUCGUUUAAUAAGAUUGUUUUAUGAUCAAUAUGAGUUAUUAUCUGUAUCAAAUCAAAUUUGAAAAUUGAACAGUUUGAGGUCAUUGGGGACAAGCGAUCUAAAAUAUUCUCAAGAGGGCCACACUUCCGGUCGGUCAUACCGGAAGUAAGUGCUUGCUAAUUUUAAAUGGAACAUCCUAUACCUCAGUCUAACCGUUUUUGAUAUACAGUGAAAGCUCCGAUAAGCGGAUAGUCAAGCGGAGUCACUGUUCCACAAAAAAUGUCCGGUUAUGGGAGGUGUCCCCAUAAUAGAGAUAUUUAAUUAAAAAUAAAUAUUUACUUUCAGCUUCUUCAUUGUCUACAUGUUUUAUAACAUCUUUCAACGUAGAAACAUAGAAACUUAUCGGGCCGGUUUAUUUACAUAUUCUAUUAUACUAGUUUGGCGCGUUUUUUGAAAUUUUUGAUGAAUAAUGCAAUGCUGGAAAUGGGUUUCAAGGUUAUUAAAAUCUUGAAACGCAAUAAAAUCAUCGCUU
Messenger RNA from Dendroctonus ponderosae (mountain pine beetle), 1852 nucleotides. It is a transcript of the gene Pho, whose product is annotated as transcriptional repressor protein YY1. Gene Ontology annotation, molecular function: RNA polymerase II cis-regulatory region sequence-specific DNA binding; DNA-binding transcription factor activity, RNA polymerase II-specific. The record is from RefSeq and is a predicted model, not a curated record. Bases 137 to 1234 code for a protein of 365 amino acids. Gene Ontology annotation, biological process: regulation of transcription by RNA polymerase II. NCBI's taxonomy places the organism in Eukaryota, Metazoa, Arthropoda, Insecta, Coleoptera, Curculionidae. Gene Ontology annotation, cellular component: PcG protein complex; transcription regulator complex. The transcript has 6 exons.